AUGGCAUUCUACAUUGGUAGUUUCAUUGGUAAUGUUCUAUUUGGAUAUAUUGCUGAUAAAUUUGGGCGUCGCCUAUCAUUCUUUAUGAUUCUUGCAACGCUUGUGGUAUGCGGUACAACGAAUUCAUUUGCAUGGGAUAUUCAUUCAUUUAUGAUAUUACGAUUUCUCACCGGAUUAGCAUUUCCGGCGCUCUUUCAAUUACCAUUUAUUAUAAGUAUGGAAUUUAUGGGUGAAUCGGGUCGAAUAUUUACCAGUAUUUUAAUCGAUGUAUUCUUUGGAACAGCUUUGGUUUUACUUGGUGUUUUAGCUAUGUUUGUUCGUCGUUGGCGACAGCUAAUUUUUUUAAGCAAUGCACCAUUUAUUCUUUUGUUUACUUAUUACUUCAUUGUUCCCGAAUCACCACGUUGGUUAGUUUCUGUUGGCCGAUAUACUGAGGCUAAAACUAUUAUUAAACGUUUAGCAAAAAUUAACAAACGAAAUGAGGUAGAUGUUGAUGAUUUAAUGUUAAGAUUCAUUAGAAGCAGAUGUAAUUUAACACCAUGUUCCAAUAAAUACAAUUUAAUUGAUUUAUUUCGGACACCAAAUCUUCGCAAGAAAACCAUUCUUAUCACCUAUAUUUGGUUUGUGAAUGCAGUCGUUUAUAACUGUUUAACAUAUAAUAUAUCAAAUCUUCCUGUUAAUGAUUACUUAUCAUUUAUUAUUAAUGGUGCUGUAGAAUUACCAGCUUAUUUUCUUGUUUGGCCAUUACUUGAUGCUAUUGGACGUCGAUGGUCAUUAGCUGGACCAAUGAUAAUUGCCGGAUUAGCAUGCAUUUCAACAAUUUUAACACCUAUUACUGAGAAACAUCCGUUAUUUGUUGCAAUAAUGGCAUAUAUAGGCAAAUUUGGAAUUGCCGGAAGUUUUGCCGUAAUAUAUUUAUUUUCCGGCGAAUUAUAUCCAACUGUUUUACGUGCACUCGGUAUGGGAAUGAGUUCGAUGGUUGCCGGUUCCGGACUCAUUCUUGCACCAUAUAUUGUACGCCUGGGUGAUUACUUACGUAUUUUACCGCUGAUAAUUAUGGGUUUACUGGCAAUAUCAGCUGGAAUAGCAUCAUUUUUUCUACCGGAAACAAUGAAUAAACCUAUACCACAAACACUGGAAGAAGCGGAACUGUUAGGGAAAUCUGAAAAGUUUCAUUUUUUUACAAAGAAAAAAGAGAGAUGUAGAAGUGUGAAGGUGCUUGAAGGGACUGAAAGACGUUCAGAAGUUUUAUUAACAGAAAAAACACCUGUUGCCGCAUCAUCACGUGAACUUUUUGGAUUUCUGAUAAUGAAUGAAGACUUCAAAGAAGUUUUGGUUUGA
Messenger RNA from Acanthocheilonema viteae, 1341 nucleotides. Lineage: Eukaryota; Metazoa; Nematoda; Chromadorea; Rhabditida; Onchocercidae. The record is from the annotation of a GenBank genome assembly.